Messenger RNA from Equus caballus (horse), 5228 nucleotides. RefSeq names its product ring finger protein 182 (gene RNF182). Gene Ontology annotation, cellular component: cytoplasm. Gene Ontology annotation, biological process: protein ubiquitination. The record is from RefSeq and is a predicted model, not a curated record. Lineage: Eukaryota; Metazoa; Chordata; Mammalia; Perissodactyla; Equidae. Gene Ontology annotation, molecular function: ubiquitin-protein transferase activity.
UUUUGGGCGUGUUACGGAGGCUUUUAGACAAAAGAAGAUAUGGAAGUAUUUACCUCUGGACUUUCGUGUUUCAUAGUUGAUUCUCUUGGAGGACGGGAUGGGAGGGGUAGUAAGGGGAACGAACGAGACGUUUUUUCACAAUCUCUGAAAAGUGAGCCCAGUCGUUUCUGCCUGUGGGUGAAGCCUUUGGGGGUGCUUCUGAAGUUCGUUUGGAUUUUGAACGUAACGACCUUUAUCUUUGAAACGUGUAGUUGCACCUGUAGCUAGAUGGGAAGGGUAGACCGGGUUUCUCAUCUAGCAAUAUCAGACCAAUACUUUGUAGACGAGAUACUCAGGAACGAUAUCAUUGCUAUUGUUUCUGGAAGUAUUGUGUUCAUGCUUUAAGGAACUGGAAAAUGCCUUGCGUUUUUCUGUGAAAGGAAGCAAGUCGAAGCACCUCUUAAGGCAGGUAGCCGGGCGGUUUUUGCAUCCGUGUUUCUGAGCACGAUGAGAGGGUUACGAUGCGAUGCGGUUGCCAAGGGCACACGGGUGCUGGAUGGGGACUUGCUCAACUUAUGGGUACCUCCCUCCUUUCUAAACAGCCCCAAGCCUUGCCAUCAUUUCAGGAUAUUUAGUUUGUUGCAGACACGAAAAAUGAAUUAAAAAUAUGAUUGUGAAGACUGUUUUUUGGUUAUUUGGAUAUCAUGUGUAAUAAUGUGAAAGAAAACUAUUUUCAGAAAUAGAGUUGAUCAAUUCAGAAGGAAGUAUAUUUAAUAUUAUUUAUUUUAACUGGGGAGAGAUGUCACAUCAAUAACUGGAAAAUGAUUCAACUUAUUAAAUUGUAUACCCUACUUAGUAAAAUAAUUUAUAAGUUGGAAGAGGUCAGUGAGAGAACAUUAUAUGGAAGGCAAGAAAUUAUACUUUUGCUAAACACUAGUUAAGGAAGAGAAACCAAUGGCACUGAUCAUUUUGAAUUGCAGUUAAGUUGACUAGAGGUAUGGAUAUUAAAACUACUUGCCGUGUCAGAUGUAAAGUGAUUCUCUAAUAUUCCUCUCCCCUCUUUUGGGAUUUCACCACCUGUUAGCCUGCUGAUUGCUGGGUUUCUAAGUCUGUUCAUAUUUGCUAGCAAUUUUAAGUAAUGUCACUUCAUUAGAAGAUUGUAUUGGAAACUAAAGGAUUAAGUUGCAGCAAGAAUUUGAAGGUUACUUCACAAUUGGGUUUGUUUUUAAACCAAAUUUUACCUGCAGAGUGAUUCACGACGCUCUGCUCAGUAGUCUUUGAUGAUGGUAAUGAAAUGGCACUUUGAUUAAAAUGAAGGCUGUAGAUCUGUUUUGAGAAGGCAACCUGGAGAGAAAAUAAGUAUUUUCUCAUUUAAGCAUGAAAGGCAAUCACGAUGUUGAAGCCUAGACAUAUUAUAUAGACACAGGGUAGUUUCAUAUUUUGUACUAAAAAUAAUUAUUUUUGUGUUCUUUCUGAGGUACCAAGAAAGAGCUUUAUUCAGAUCUUUGUUAGCAAGUCCAACAUUCAAGUGCAAGGACUCUGGACCUGCUUCGCAGCCAGACAGAACCCUCACUAUGGGUUCUAGCCUAAACAUUUCCACUGUGGCCCUGAGUUUGUGUUCUGAAGAAUGGAGAUCUCCAGCGUUAAUUCAGUACAAUAAGGACUCAUGUUUUGCCUUUGCUGUUGGCUCGCAGAGGGCACAAGAUUCAAUAUAGUUUGGCAUCUUUAAAGCUGUAUCACUUUCUGCCAAGAAAAAAGUCAGUAAACAUCAGAAACAAACAGUCAUGUAUUGCAAGCCCCACUUUGUUGGAGUGGUUUAUUUACACCAGCUCUGAAGCAUGAAAUGAAGCUUUUGUCAGUGCAGUGAAAAACAGUAAUUUGGCGUGUUCGUGUAAGUUACUAGUGUUCUGAAGUAUGUGCAGAACCAGAUAGUGAAAGAAAAAAAUACGGUGAUCUCCGCAGUUUCUCCUUCGGAAACGCAAAUGGGAAGUGGGCUUUCUGUCCGCGGUGGAGAUUAGCCACCUGGCGCGAGUGAGGAACAGCACAGUGCAUCCUCAGACCCUUCAUGUGGCCUUUUUUAAUAUGCGUUUGAAACAGAGAGUUAUGUGUAGAAGUUGAAAAUGCCUGGAAGAUUUCUGGUCUCUGUCACUCCUUUUCCUGCCUUUUUGCACCUCUGCCUGAUUUGGAUGAUGUGACAUUCAGCGGGACACCUUAACCGAAGUCGUUCUUCAACGAGACAUCUGGCCAAAGAUUGUGUAGUAAUUCAAGAUGGCGAGUCAACCGCCAGAAGAUGCCGCAGAGUCUCAGGGGUCUGACGAGCUCGAGUGUAAGAUCUGUUAUAAUCGAUACAAUCUGAAGCAGAGGAAACCCAAAGUGCUGGAGUGUUGUCACAGGGUGUGUGCCAAAUGCCUCUACAAGAUCAUAGACUUUGGGGAUUCCCCCCAAGGCGUCAUCGUCUGUCCUUUCUGCAGGUUCGAGACGUGCCUGCCUGAUGACGAAGUUAGUAGCCUGCCCGAUGACAACAACAUCCUUGUAAACUUGACUUGUGGAGGCAAAGGCAAGAAGUGCCUGCCAGAGAACCCCACCGAGCUGCUGCUGACCCCCAAGAGGCUGGCCUCUCUCGUCAGCCCUUCUCACACUUCCUCCAACUGCCUGGUUAUCACCAUCAUGGAGGUGCAGAGAGAGAGCUCCCCGUCUCUGAGCUCCACUCCCGUGGUAGAAUUUUACAGGCCUGCAAGUUUCGACUCUGUUACCACUGUGUCCCACAAUUGGACUGUGUGGAACUGUACCUCCCUGCUGUUUCAGACAUCCGUCCGGGUGUUAGUUUGGUUGCUAGGUUUGCUGUACUUCAGUUCCUUACCCUUGGGGAUCUACUUACUGGUAUCUAAGAAAGUCACCCUUGGGGUCGUCUUUGUCAGCCUCGUCCCUUCGAGCCUUGUUAUUCUGAUGGUGUAUGGUUUUUGCCAGUGUGUUUGUCAUGAAUUUCUAGACUGUAUGACACCUUCUUCUUAAUCGAUAUGCAAACUAAGAAUUUGACAUACAUUUGCCAUGUUUGAAGUUAGGUAAUUGAUCAUUUAUUUUCUUUUGUAUUCUCUACGAUUAGCGUCCAUGACAUUCGCAAAGCCAUUGGCCAUACGUUUGUAGUCUGUUUUCCAUCAAAAUGUUGACUCAGUUGGUUUUCCUGUAUGCUGGAAGUAAUAAUGUUCAUUUCUGCUUAGGUGUUAGCAAAGAAGAGGCAAAAAUGUAUGAGCUGGGCCCGCAUGGAGCUCUUCUUGUGAGGCUUCCCAGAGAAAGAGCAGGAUUUCACUCAGCUCUGCUGGACAGACUCCGGGGGCGAGGCGUGUUAGCCUACAGGAGAGGUCUUUGUGGAAGGUUAGGAAGGAACUGAUUCCUCUUCUCAUAAUCAUUGAUAGUCUAGGAUGGAGGGUGGACACAAGAGGAGAAUAUUCCAAGACACGUCUGUUUGAAAGGGGUGCACCCCCCUCAUUGUUGGAGCACCCCUGAGUCCUCUUCACGUGUUCUGUCUCUUAAGUUAACGUUGCUCUCUGUGGUCUGCUAUCUGCUACUCCAGUUGAGGUGCUGGUUCCCUUUGCCCAUGCUCCCUUGCCAGGAGGAAACUCGUCCUCAUGCCCUUGUGUGGUUUCAGUUGAAUACCUGUUUUGCCACACUACUAAAGAGAAUUAAAAACACUGAGGAAUUUGCAUCACAGUAAACUCCAUGACAGAAUAUGGCCACUUGUCUUUGGGACACACCCUUUCCUCCAGAUUUAUUUUCCUGUCUCCUCAGUCUUCUCCGAAAUUCCCACAGAGCAGUUAUUGUUCAUGGAAAUCUUCGUUUAAGUCUUUCCUUAAAACAGGUUAGUUUAGUUUUUUUUUUUUAGCUGCGUUGUUCAACCAGCCCCACUCCUUAUCCUCAAUGAGGUUCCGUUUAAAUUAGUUCUAUAAGUUUAUGAGGGUUUUAUUUUUUCCUGUUGUGUUUUAAAUUCUAUUAUGGACUUAUUUAACUUAAUCCUAACAAUUUUGGGUAAACUGUGGCAGUGGAAACCCAGAAACAAUUAUUGAGAUGUCCUAGCUCACAGUUUGAAGGGCUGAGAACCUCAGUAUUUUGCUGUACUGUACUGAGUUGUCCCAAAACGUAAUGGUUUAGGUUUAUGUGCAAAACUGUGUCGCAGUAGGCCAGGCCAAAAGGUGGGCAAGAAACACACAAAGCUGACGCCCAGCUCGGAAAGACCCUUCAAGGAAGUAAAAUGAAGGUGGCAGAGUGCAGCUUAACGUGUUGCAAUCCCUGUUGUUUUUAAGACCGUUUUAAAAUGGAUUCAAGUUCUUACAUGGUUUAUUUCGGAUAAAAGCAUAAGCUUUGUGACUUGAGGUGGUGAACUUCUUUUCAUGAUGUAGGAGAAGCUGAAUGUAUAUAUUUAUGAGAGAAAUUGUUUAGCAGAUUUUAGGUUUGAGGGAAUAGAAUAUCCACAGAAACUAGGCCAAAAAAAAAAAGCUUUUUAGUCUCUAAAACCCAUUACUGAUGAUUAACAUUAAAAUACUUAUAACUCUUAGAAAGGGGCAUUUCUAUGACUAUUUAACUUGUUUGUGAUGAGACAUUUAUUUGUGAUAUAGUUACAGGGGACCCAGUUCCAAUCUCCUUGUUCAGGAAAAAUUAAUACAUUUCUAGAAUAGUGGUUUGAUUUUAAUUGUAUAACUAGUAACUUUGGGAAUAUGUACACCCAAGGUGAGUAUGACGGGAAUGUAUAUGUGGGAUGUGGCCCAAUGAGUUUAAGCCCCAAGAUACAGCUAAAUACAUUUAUGAUUUCAUAAAAUCUAGUUUAGAUAGUAUUGUGAAUGCAAUUUCCAAAAAUCCAUUUGUACUUAGAGUAAAUAUAAUAUUUAGGAGAUGUUUUGUGGUUUGGAUUUAUAUAUUUAUAAGGUUUUUAGAAAUGUUCAUUUUGUCUGAAAUGUAGCAUCAGAUAAACUGGUGACUUAUCCUAUGAUGAGAUUUCUAGAAAGCUCUGGACAUGGGUACUAUGUAUUUUGCUUAUUUGUAAAAUGUCUGCAGUGCUAAAUUUGUGUCUCUCUGUUUAUUGUGAUAGUCUUUUUAACAGUUGCCAGUUAAGUUAAUUUGGUUUUAAAGAGUUUUAAAUGUAUGACAACAAAAAACUCUUCAUGCUGUUGAAUGAAGAAAGGACCGUGCUUCAAUGUCUUAUUCACUGUGAUAAUGUUUUGUUUGUCCAUUAAAUUGUUAUUAUUUCUAAACCAGAA